AUGACUCCGCCCCCUCUCACCACUGCCACACUCAUGACUCCGCCCCCUCCCACCACUGCCACUUAUGACUCCGCCCCUCCCACCACUGCCAUACUCAUGACUCCGCCCCCUCUCACCACUGCCAUACUCAUGACUCCGCCCCCUCUCACCACUGCCACACUCAUGACUCCGCCCCCUCCCACCACUGCCACAAUCAUGACUCCGCCCCUCUCACCACUGCCACACUCAUGA
Molecule: messenger RNA, 231 nt
Organism: Knipowitschia caucasica
Lineage: Eukaryota; Metazoa; Chordata; Actinopteri; Gobiiformes; Gobiidae
Source: the annotation of a GenBank genome assembly